AUGGGGAGUAUCCUCCACGAACUAAACAUUGAAGUCUUGAUUUUGUCUGCGUACAAACUUUCCAGGCGACAGCCCGGGAGAGGUAACCCCUUUUUGCAUGGCUUUGCCCGCGGGGAGCACCGCCUGUACGACCCUUUUUCGAGGCCGAUCUUUUCGCGUGGAAUACGCUUUGUUUCAUUCGUAAAAAGCGUGUACGGUCCCAUGCUCUUGUCCUUGUGUUCUUUCUGUCCCUCCACGGUCGCCUCAAAAGUCACGGCUCCGCAGGAUUGGCAGUUCCGUUUCAAUUUCGCUUCUUCCCCGGUCUCCUUUCAAAAAUCCUCAUCUUCACGAAGGGUCACUCUGGGCUGCCAGCCUGGGCGACAGGCCGCGAAAGCGGUGUUCCGUAGAGAGAAAUUGGAACAGCUGAUUGUCGCUGUCACCGGUGGGCAACAGGCGAAGGGCGAGGGCAGGUGGUCAUGUGGAAGAAAAGCCGUUUUUCUCGGAGCAUGGGUGGUGUACGUUGUGGGCUGUUCUGUGUGUGUGUUCAAAGGUUUCGUUUUACUUUCUGCUUCCGCCUUCCUCGUGAUUGUCGAAUGGGCAUGGUACGUGAACGGGGAUUGCCAACGUCUGUGUCCAACAGGAGCAGUUCAGUACCCCUUACUCCAGUCCGUCGCCGAGAAGGCCAAAGCCAGCAAGGAUUCGGGAAGCUUGAUCACACAGGACUGUUGCAUCGUCGUUUUCACGUCAUCACGUCAUAGUAUGCCGCUGUGUACAAUGUCGGUGACAUCCGGGCAGUAUCCGGUACAGCCACAUCAACGGAGACCCCUGUUCGGCCGCGGUAACCUCUUCUUCUUCUUGAACAGCGGUUCUUCUGACGGUGCAGCAAUUGGGACAGCAGGAGUUCCUCCUUCACAGGAGGCGUCGGGUUUUCAAAUGCUGACGAAAAGGAGUCUCUUUGGUGUGUCUCAUCCACCAACCCAUUCGAGCCGAACCGUUGCUCAGAUGGCGCCUCGCUCUCAAGCAUACACCCCCCAACCGCAGCGGUCCAGUGGAGAGUGUCCAACUGCGGAGAAGGGGUCGUGCCCAAGCAGCACUGCUGUCCAUCACGCAGCAGCUAUGGGAUCGGUCUCCGCUGUUGCUGGCCCCUUGGGGAGGAUGUGGGGUAAGAUCAGUAGCAUGAGCACUAUGGCUACCAGCCGCGGCGAUAGUCUGCUGUCAACGAGCAGCCGGACAUCAGUUGCAGUCGAGUGCAGCCCGCGAGCAACACAACCUCCUCCCAAAGUGGCUGACCGGGAGAGUCAAAUUCUCUCUCAAGUUCGGUACGAUUUACUUGCGAGAAAUUUGUCGAUAGACGACUUUUUGUUUCACGAGACCGUUGGCACCGGAUCUUUUGGGCGAGUUUGUAUAGUCGAUUUACGCGGUGCGGCCGGAUGGUACCCACCGAUGGCGUUGAAGAUUUUGAGCAAGCACAAGAUCGUUAAGAUGAAGCAAGUCGAGCACGUGAAGGACGAGAAGAGAAUUCUAUCUUCGAUAGAACAUCCCUUCAUAGUUAACCUACUGGCCGCGUUUCAGGAUGAAAAACGAUUGUUUAUUCUGAUGGAGUAUGUGAACGGCGGAGAGCUAUUCAGUCACUUGCGCCGACGCAACUGUAUUCCGACUGAUCAGGCCCGGUUGUAUGCUGCUGAGAUUACUCUGGCUUUUCAGUACCUACAUCAGCGGCAUAUCGUGUAUAGGGAUCUCAAACCUGAGAACCUACUGAUUGACUCCCAAGGUCACAUCAAAAUCACUGAUUUCGGCUUUGCCAAAGUUGUGAAGGAUCGCACCUGGACAUUGUGUGGAACUCACGAAUACCUCGCCCCGGAGUCUAUCACACGUCGGGGUCAUGGGCUACCUGUGGAUUGGUGGGCCCUGGGGAUCUUGCUAUUUGAGAUGCUUGCCGGGCAUCCGCCAUUCGUCGAUGAGAAUCCACUUGGGAUCUAUCGGAAGAUCAUCGCAGGUAAAAUUGAGUUUCCUAGAUCUUUCGAUUACGCGGCCAAAUCUCUUGUCAAACGGUUGCUCACGCAUGAUCCACUGAAGAGAUACGGCUGCUUGAAAGAUGGAGCGGAGGACGUGAAGAACCACAAGUUUUUCAAGGGGAUUGACUGGGUAAAGUGCUACAACAAGAACAUACGUGCCCCAUACUUGCCGAAUACUAGGGGGCCACAGGAUAGUAGUAUGUUCGACAAAUAUGCCGAAUCAACUGAAUCGUCCUCUCCACCAAUAGGUGCGGCGGAACAGCAGGCCUUCUUUGACAAUUUUUGA
Messenger RNA from Neospora caninum, 2280 nucleotides. RefSeq names its product putative AGC kinase. Gene Ontology annotation, cellular component: cAMP-dependent protein kinase complex. The transcript has 6 exons. Gene Ontology annotation, biological process: peptidyl-serine phosphorylation; signal transduction. The record is from RefSeq and is a predicted model, not a curated record. NCBI's taxonomy places the organism in Eukaryota, Apicomplexa, Conoidasida, Eucoccidiorida, Sarcocystidae. The coding region runs from base 1 to 2280 and encodes 759 amino acids. Gene Ontology annotation, molecular function: ATP binding; cAMP-dependent protein kinase activity.